Molecule: messenger RNA, 2895 nt
Organism: Closterium sp. Naga37s-1
Lineage: Eukaryota; Viridiplantae; Streptophyta; Zygnematophyceae; Desmidiales; Closteriaceae
Source: the annotation of a GenBank genome assembly
AUGCCUCAGCCCAACCCCCUUCUUUCUGCCUCUUGCCCCUGUCUUCCCGCUCUCCCAGGGACGUUGCCUCAUGGACGUUGCCUCAGGGACGUUGCCUCAGAUAAGUUGCCUCAGGGACGAGGUAGAUGGUGGUCCGGUGGACAUAUUGGCAUUGCUGCUGGAGAACCCUUAGUCCUCUCCUUGCGUCUCUCUCCUGCUCUCCUCUCCUCAGCAUUCUCCUCCCUUCCCCCUCCUCCCAUCAUCCCUCUCUCCCCAGGGACAAGGGACGAGGUGGACGAUGAGGUGGACGACGAGGUGGACAUAGUGGCAUCGCUGCUGGGGGAUGUGAUGGCUGACUGGACCCAUAAUUCCUCUGCCCUGCUCUGCUUCUCCCUCUCCUCCCUCGCCAGGGACGAGGCAGACGGCGAGGUGGAUAUAGAGGCAUCGCUGCUGGGGGAUGUGAUGGCCAAUGAGAAUCCGUUUCCCCGCCUCUUCCCUCUCUUCCCUCUCUCUCACACCCAUCCCUCUUGCCGCAGAGACGAGGGACGAGGUAGACAACGAGGUGGACAUGAUGCCAUUGCUGCCAGGGGACGGUGUGACUGGCUGGACCCAGGAUUCCUUGGCUCUGCUUCGUAUAUCCGCCUCUCCUUUUGCCCCAGGGACGAGGUAGACGAUGAGGUGGACAUAGUGGCGUCACUACUGGGGGAUGUGAUGGCAUACAGAGCCGUGGGGGCCAGUCACCUGGAGCUGCUCGCAGGCCUCGCCCUUCUCCAAGCCAAUCGCCCGCCGCCAGCUGUCGAUGCCCCCCUCUCCUCCUCCUCCUCCUUUUCCCACCCCACCCAUCUCAACACACUACCAUCCACCACCGCUGCCACCCCUCUCUCCUCCACCACCACCACUGCACCCUCUGUCUUUGAUUCUCUCAACUCUAAUACUGCCACCAGCAGCACUGCAGGCAGCAGCAUGAGGGGCGUUGACAGAAGCAAUGCAAGGAGCGGGCGUGGGGUUAGCAGGGUUGGAAGCGAGGGGAGCAGCAGCAGCGACAGGUUAGCAGAGGGGGGUCCCUUCCCCUCCCCCUCUGCCUCUGUGCCGAUAACCCUCAUUGAGGAAGCUGCGGCUCUGCUGCCCCUUGCUAUUGCUGCCUAUACGGGGUCCAUUCCAUUCCCCUCCCACCCUGCCUCUGUGCCGAUAAGCCUCGUUAAAGAAGCUGCGGCUCUGCUGCCCCUUGCUAUAGCUGCUUACAUGGUGGGUGCUUGGUUGGUUGCACGGUCCAUUAUUGGAUAUGGGGCGGUAUCCUUUCACCUUUGCAUGCGCGUGGGUGUGGAGGCAAGGAAUGUUCUUCCCAUGACAGCAGUCCAGGGGCAUUGCAUGCCUGCAUCCCUUGCCCCACUCCCCUGCCCCACUCCCCUGCCCCACUCCCCUGCCCCACUCCCUUGCCCCACUCCCACAUACCCCGCACUUCAAGGUGAUAACUGGUGGAGGGGGCAUGCGUCCGCCUUCCUCAAGUACCUUCACCUGCCGCCCUCCGCUCUCAGGAAGGCGAGGGUCAGACAGGUGAGACCUGGGACAGCAUCCCAACAGCAACAGCCAGAGCUGAGGCUGCGGGCUUCUGAGCAGCAGCCACAAGAGCAGCAGCAGCAGCAGCAGCAGCAGCAGCAGGAUCAGAAUCAGCAGCUGCAGGCGCAACAGCAAAUGACCAUGCUUGCUGUUUCUGGAGCAGGGACAGUAUUGUCAGAUAUUCGCAACAUGCACACUCCUCCCAUCUCCCUGGGGGCUCUGCUGGGUAGACACCCAUCCAAGCCACAGCAGCAGCAGCAGCACCAGCAACAGCAGCAGCCACUGCAGCUGCAGCAACAACAACAGUACCAGCAGCAGCAUCAGCACCAGCAUCAGCAGCAGCAGCAGCAGCACCAACAACAACAGCAACAGCUACUCAUCUCAGCCUCCCCUCCCUCCCUUGACCCUCCUUUUCAGCCUCCUCUCCAUCCUCUCCCUUCAUCCCUCCCCGUGCCGCGUCCCCCUCCUCUUCCUCACUCCCCUCUUCCCACUCUCCCUCACUCCCCUCCUCACCACCUUUACUCACCUCCUCCCAUCCUCCCGCACUCCCCUCCACCGCUCUCCUCCGCGUUGAAUCUGCUGCAGUCCUCUUCCCGGGGGUCUGAGUGGGGGAGGAGGGUUGCGGCUUUGGCAGAAGCUACCACUGCUUGGCUGGCUACCUCAGAGGGUCGAAGGUACAAGAAGCGUGAGGACGAGCAAGAGGUGUAUUUUGAGGCGCCUCAAAAUACACCUUUAGCAGAAGCCACCACUGCUAGACUGGCUGCCUCAGAGGGUCGAAGGUACAAGAAGCGCGAGGACGAGCAAGAGGUAGAGGGUCAACGUGAGCAGAGGGAGCAACAGCAUAUGAAGCAGCAGAAGAUCCAGCAGCAGCAGCAGCAUCAAGAGGGGUAUGAAGUUGGUCUUGAAACGGCCGGACCUCCUGGGUUUGAGACAGCUCGAAACUCAGUACCACCAGGUUUCCAGCUAAGAGCAGGCGAGGAAGGGCGGGGAAAAGGAGGGGAGGAGAGGAGGGACGAAGAGCGAGUGAGGUCAGAGGAAAGAGAGGAGGGAGGGAGUGUGGAGGCAGAAAAGGAUGUGGAGGAGGGAGGAAACGAGAUGGUGAAGGGGGUUCAAGAGAGGGACAGAGAUGUGGAGAUAUGGAGGGUUCAGGAUUGUAGAGGGCAGAGUGACAGGAGGGAGGAGAGGCAUGAGGGAAAUAUGAAAGAGAAGGCAGGGGAAGGAGAUAGAGGGAAGGGAGAAAGAGGGGGGAAGAGAAAGGAGGAAGCAGAGGAGGAGCAGGAGCGUGAUGUUGAGGGAGGUAGAGUGAGAGGGAAGAGUGGAGGAGGUGAGAUGGUUGGGGCGCUGGGUGGGAACGAGUGA